UAACAUAACUCUUAACACUUGUAGAUAAAGAACCUGAAAUGAUCAUGUCUGAAUAUUAUUUUGUAAGAUUCUACCUCUUCCAAAUGAUUUAAUAGUAUUACUGUUCAUACCUUCUAACCUUUAAAGGACGAUUCCCGCAUAUAUGAGGGUUAUAUCAGUCCGCAGUUGGACCUCCGUAACUUCUGACGAAAUGAUUGUAAUAAAAAUUGUUCCGCAUGUUUUAGAAAGAGGAUAAAUUAGGCUACCCAAAGGUACCUAGCAUGAAAAAUCUAGGUUUUGUUUUCGGUCACCAAUCGCUUCUCAAACUUACUAAUAAUAGCUGACUGUUUGAUGAAGUCGAUUCUUUUCAAAUAACAGGCCGUCUGUGAAUCAUAAUCAAACAUUCUUAUAAUAGCUUGCUCACUUGUAAUAAAAUACCCCAUUCCAGGUCAAAGUUUUCAGCAAGAAAUAUUAAUACACUCAAUAUCGCUGCGGAGCAUUAAAGAGUAAAUUAACUUUAGAAAGAUGUAUUAAAUUGAUUAUUAACAUUAUGUUCUGUGUAAACAUAUUUUCUAAUGCUAAAAAGGAUUUUACUACAUGGUUCAAGUUAGUCCGCUGGAUUUACUUCAACCCAAUAUUGCAAAUUUGCCCUAUGAUCUUUUCUCUUCUGUUACCCAAGAGAGUUAUUGAGUACAACAGGUAUCAUUCAAGGUUAUAAUUUAGUUGUAAAGAAUAAAGCUAGCUUGUUCGAUUAUCGUCUAUCUAUGACCAGUUACAACAACUUAAAAAGUGAAAAUAAAAACAACUUCUAUUAUGGAAUUAGAAAAAAAAAAUUGUAAUAUAUCAGAAAAAAGAUCUCAUAAAAAAUAUAAAUUAAAAACUCUUUAAUCCUGUUUUUGGCUCUUUCUUUUCUCUUUUUCUUCCUUGUUUUUCUUUUUUUAUAACGACUAGAUUUCCAGCUGCAAAGGAAUGAUAAGGAAUAACAGUGAAAAUAUGUAUUAUUUUCAUUACAUUUGCUGUUAAAACAAUCAUUAUCUAUUUAUUACUGUUCUCUUUGGUUUGAGUUGCUUUUAUCCAUAAUCAUUAGUCGACCAUUAAAGAGAUAGUAUUUACACGAAGAAUUAAAAAGCCAAAAGGAAAUCAAGUCAAAAUUCCAAAACACAGCAAAAGUGAAUCGGUUGCAACUUAGCUAUGUUUUAACCAGCAUUUUUCGGGGUUAGAAUGAUAUCCUAGAGUAGAGAAAUUACGUUUUCCUUUUGCAAAUUGAAUAUUAUGCAGCGACGUUCCACUAGACGGAGACAAAGAUGUAGCGAAGAAGGUAAUAAAGAAGAAGAUCCUCUCACCAAAUCAUUUUUAGCUAUUGAAAAGCUAACAGAUGAACAAGUUAAAGAGUACCAGGACGCGUUUCAAAUGUUUGAUAAAGACUGCAAUGGAUACAUAACCACAAGAGAAUUAAAGUCUCUAAUGAGAUGUCUUGGCUGCAAUCCUACAGAUUCUGAGCUGCAACAAAUUGUAAACGAAGUGGAUGCAGAUGGUAAUGGAAAAAUCGAUCUUCCCGAAUUUAUAAGCCUAAUGGAGAAGAUGGCAAAACCGACAGAAGAACAUGCAAGUACUAUUGAAGCGUACCGUGCAUUUGAUGGAGCAGGAGUUGGUUUUAUUCAUAGUAAAAUUAUUAGGGAGAUUAUUAUAAAGUCGUUGGACCAAGUGCCAAUGAAUGAAAUCAUCGACAUGCUUGAUUAUUCAGACCUCUUACAAGAUCGGAACGUAUAUUACGAAGAAUUUGCCAAACUGGUUACACCCCGUGGUUUAUUCAACGUUUCAGCUCAGAAACUGCAUGAUUUCACACAUGGCCAUCGAACACAGCAAAUUUCGUUUGAAUCUGAUGACAACUAAUAAAUACUUGAAUUUCAUUACAACUUGUGACCUAAUGAAUUUAACUUGGCAACAUUUAAAAAAAAAUGUGGAGUAUUACGGAGAAUUUUGAAUACCAGUUUGACAAUACGCGGAGUGAUUAUUCUGUCAACUAUUCAAAGAUUUUAUAUACAAAAUUUCAUUUAUUUAUUUUAUCAACUCUUAAUAUCAAAUAUUUAGAAAAAGUUAGCACAAAUUCGAAACUUUCUACGAAAGAAAAGUAUCCUUUUCAUCUGUUCUUUGUCUUGAAUUAGAUCUUAAAGUCAAUAUUAUGCUAGGAAAGCUUACAUUCUAAGCUUUUGACGGAUAGACAUAAUUUGUGACUGUAAAAUAGAAUUCCAAUGUAACAAAAUAUCUUUUUUACGAAAAGACUGACUUUUUUAAAAAUGUGUUACUUUUUGCAAAUAGACCGUAAGAUAAGCUAACACCAUAGGUCAUAGGUUUUGCGUUCAAUGUAGUUCUGUUGGUACAAAGCAGGCGUAGAA
Hydractinia symbiolongicarpus is the source of this 2375-nucleotide messenger RNA. RefSeq lists its product as uncharacterized. The record is from RefSeq and is a predicted model, not a curated record. The transcript has 5 exons. Lineage: Eukaryota; Metazoa; Cnidaria; Hydrozoa; Anthoathecata; Hydractiniidae. Bases 1252 to 1872 code for a protein of 206 amino acids. Gene Ontology annotation, molecular function: calcium ion binding; enzyme regulator activity.